UACAAUCUCUCCCUCUCUCUUAACACAGAGACACACAAGAUGCACAGGCGAUUCCAACGUUUAUUCACAUCCCUAAAGGAGCACGGCAGCGUCAGCUACGCCAAGUUCGCCACGAUCGGCGGGUUCUGCAACGUCGAUCUCAUACUCGUCAAGGCGACGGCCCCCGACGACCUCCCGCUCCCCGAGCGGUAUGUGCACGAGCUCCUGAAGAUCUUCUCCAUCUCCCCUUGCUCGUUCCGCGCGUUCUCCCUCGGCUUCACCCGCCGGUUCAGGAAUACGCACUGCUGGCGUGUUGCACUCAAGUGCUUGCUCCUCGUCCACCGUCUUCUCCGGUCUCUCCCCGAAGACAGCCCUUUACGGUCCGAAUUGCUGUGGACCCGCUCCGCCGGAUUGCUCUCUCUGAACCCAUGCCACUUUCGGGAUGCCUCCUCCUCGGCGUCCGAGGACUACACCAAUUUCAUCAGGUCCUAUGCCGGGCUCCUCGACGAAGCUCUCAAUAUCUUCUCUAUCGAAACUAUACUCGUCGAAGAUGACGAAUUGCCCGAAAAUCUGCCUGAUAGGAUGAGGGAAGUGGGGAAGUUGCUAGAGAUUCUGCCGCAGCUACAGAGUCUGAUCGACCGCGUCAUGGACUGCAGGCCGAUUGGAUCCGCAGCGAGGAGCUUCAUCGUAAAAUCGGCGAUGAAACACAUAAUUCGCGACAGCUUCAUUUGCUACACCACAUUUAGGAGAGACAUUGUGGUGUUGCUAGAGAACCUCUUUCACAUGCCACACAGGAAUUGCAUCUCUGCCUUUGGCAUCUACAAGAAAGCGGCUCUCCAAGGCCAACGGCUUAGUGAAUUCUAUGAUUGGUGCAAGGGGCGGGACCUAUGCGGGCCGUACGAAUAUCCGUUCACCGACCGAAUCCCGCAAAUUCAGAUCGAAGCGCUCGAGAGUUUCCUCAACGGGAUGUGGCAAUUGACGGAUCAGUCGUUGUCCUCGUCCUCUUCCUCCUUGACCGUGUCGCCCUCUUCAUCCAUAGCAAAGUCGAGGUCGACACUGACCGAAGACGACGGCGAGUUCAUGCCGAGGGGGGUCACAAUCAUCAGCACGCAGUGGGAGAAAUUCGAGGACAAUGCCAUGGUGGUGAAAUCUGAGGAAGACGAAAGGGAGCCAUUGAUCAAGCUUGAAGACGGCGAGAAGGGCAGCGGUUGGGACUGGGAGGCCCUUUUGGAGGCCUCCAUCAAUCUAUCUCCUAUGAAUCAACAGACCAAGGUCUGUGCUCAUGAUGAAUUUGUUCAAUCCGGGUACUUCUCUGGAUUCAUUGACGAAGUAAACAAGGAUCAAAGUGGGAAAGAGAAUGAGUGGCAGUUGCAGAUAAACGACCCAAGAAGCCUCAAUCCUUUCUAUUGACAUGAUUGCAAGAGGAAUUGAAUCUGCUGCUAAAGUGUCGUUUUCAUGAUAGGAUGUAGUGUUAGAAGCUGGGGUUUUAAAGACAUAAUGCACUUCAUCACUUUGAUUUUUCCUAAACGAUUUAUUGUCUUGUUUUAGAAACCAUAUACCAUGAUUCAUUUGUUGUUUUGAGCUAUGGAGGUUAGUGUCGCGCCGCGCUUUUCUCUACCGAAGCACACUAGGAG
Messenger RNA from Syzygium oleosum, 1613 nucleotides. Its product is annotated as putative clathrin assembly protein At2g25430. The record is from RefSeq and is a predicted model, not a curated record. Bases 40 to 1389 code for a protein of 449 amino acids. NCBI's taxonomy places the organism in Eukaryota, Viridiplantae, Streptophyta, Magnoliopsida, Myrtales, Myrtaceae. Gene Ontology annotation, molecular function: clathrin heavy chain binding; 1-phosphatidylinositol binding; SNARE binding. Gene Ontology annotation, biological process: clathrin-dependent endocytosis; vesicle budding from membrane; clathrin coat assembly. The transcript has a single exon. Gene Ontology annotation, cellular component: clathrin-coated pit; clathrin-coated vesicle.